Molecule: messenger RNA, 795 nt
Organism: Lodderomyces jiufengensis
Lineage: Eukaryota; Fungi; Ascomycota; Pichiomycetes; Serinales; Debaryomycetaceae
Exons: 1
Coding region: 1-795 (264 amino acids)
Source: RefSeq, a predicted model, not a curated record
AUGCCACCAUCCAAAGAUAAUUCACAACAAAUCAAUCCACAAACACAAUGGAAAAAUAUCAACAAUAAUAACAACAGCAAUAUGUCAAAUGGUCAAUCACAACAAAAUUCAAAUGAUUCAAUAUAUACAUUACCUGGAGUUAUCAACUAUCUUACGUCUGAAUUCACUAACCUAGAAAGAUUUAAAAUCAUAACAAAUUUAGAAAAAUCAGAAAUGAAAUAUAAAAUUUUACAUUUACAAGCAGAAGUUGAUUCAUUAAAAUUUAUAAAGAAGAAGCAACAAUCCAAAAUAGAAAGUUUAGAGAGAGAAGUUAAAAUAUUGAAGGGUAAUUUUAACUCAUCAUCAGAAUCUCAAAAAGAAGAAGAAAUACUAUUACCAGAAGUUGACCUAGAUAUGAUUAAAAAAUCAAGACAACAAUUAAAAGAAUCAAUGAAAGAAAUAUUAACAAUUUUAAAAGCACCAUCUUCAAAAUUGGAUCAAUUAAACUUUCCUGAUAAUAAUGAGAACGAAUUUGAAGAAUUGAUAGACAAAAAUGAUAGUAAUGAAUUUAAUUUUACUGGUUCAAAUUUAAAUAAUAAUAAUCCACCCAAAACUAAUGUAAUAUCGAGAUUUUUCAAUGAAGGUACUGAAGAAAUAGAGGAAAAUGAAACAAAUGAACCAAAAUAUAUAAAUAGUGAUGACGUUAUUGAUGAUGUAUUGGAAAAAGCUUUAUCAAACGAUAGUGAAGCAGUUACUGUAAUAUUAGAUGAUGAACCAGAAAUACGACAAGAACUAGAAGAUAUGAAAUUGAGUUAA